GACAGCGCAGUAUGAAAACGACCACGGAGGGGGUAGUAGUUUCGCUUCAGUUUUUCCACUUUUAAUUUACGCAGUUAGUCGAAAAUCUUCGAAGAAAACGAUCGGAUUGAUAGCAACGAAUCUAUCUUCGGCGGUGAAGGUUCACUUUUUUGGAGGGCUAGCCCACUGGGCUCUCUCAGCCCAAAAGUGCGGAGAGAUGUCGAUUCGGACAGCAGUCCAUCGUCUCGUACAAAAUGGUCGGGCUUGGCUACAUUCCUUCAGAAAUACUGAGUGUUUCUACUCUAAUUUCCAUCAAAGGAGCUACCACGACAAGAUACACGUUGUGCAAGUAGGCAAGUCCCAGGGCUAUGCGCCCCCGGGUAACAGCAAUGUAUCCAAUGCGGGAAAGCACCUUGGCUAUUUGGGAGCCCAUGCUCGACGAAUCUUUGUUGACAACAUCUUGAAACGAGUUACCAAUAGUUUAGCUGCUGAUCUGCGUAGGAAAGCUGCUAGUCGACUGGUUUUUGGCGGAGAUUCUGCUCCCUUCUUUGCUUUGGUUGGUGUGUCAUUGGCAUCUGGCACUGGAAUAUUAACGAAAGAGGAUGAAUUGGAAGGUGUUUGCUGGGAAAUUCGGGAGGCUGUAUCAAAAUUACAGUGGAACACUCCGCAAAAUGACAGAAAUUAUGAAGUAGUCAAAGAGGAGGAGGGAAUCGUUACUUUGAAGAAUUUCGUAAUUGGCCCUGCAAUCGCAAAAGGAUGCUCUGCGGUGGUUUACUCAGCAAAAUUCAACGAUUCUCCAAGCACUGAAGGCCAGAAUCAAAUAAACGUCGACGAUAAAACGAAAGAUAUAAGCGCAUUUCCGUUAGCGUUGAAGAUGAUGUUCAAUUACGACACCGAAUCGAACGCGUUAUCCAUUCUAAGGUCCAUGUACCGGGAAACCGUACCAGCUAGAAAACACUUGCAAAACGAAGAAUUGGCCGACUGGGAAAUAAGAAUGGCUGAGAGAAAAACCAAGCUACCGCCACAUCCAAAUAUUGUAGCGAUGUACUACGUUUUUGCUGACAGAGUGCCUGCGUUACCUGGUUCAUGGGGAAUGUAUCCAGAUGCAUUACCCGCACGUAUCAACCCUCAUGGCUCUGGAAGAAACAUGAGUCUGUUUUUAGUGAUGAAACGAUAUGACACUACUUUGAAACAAUACUUGAGCAAUCGCAAUUUGAGCACGAGGGAAUCGAUACUACUAUUGGCUCAAUUACUAGAAGGUGUAACUCACUUGAAUGCACAUGGCAUUGCACACCGGGAUCUGAAGAGUGAUAAUAUUCUGCUGGAUUUGUCAGAAGAAACAGACAAUUGUCCAUCUUUGGUAAUCACGGAUUUUGGAUGUUGUUUGGCGGACAAACGUCAUGGAUUGUACCUGCCUUACAACACUCACGAUAUUGACAAAGGCGGCAAUGUAGCACUAAUGGCACCAGAAAUAAUUACAGCAGAGCCUGGUCCGUUUACCAGUAUCAAUUACACGAAGGCUGAUCUUUGGACAGUUGGAACCAUAGCGUACGAAAUAUUUGGCAUGAAGAAUCCGUUUCACAACGACAAGGAAGGAAUUUCUCUUAAAAAUCAUAAUUAUAAAGAAACAGAUAUUCAACCUCUACCUAAUCACGUACCAACCGUCAUUUCUGCAUUGAUUAAGAACCUCUUGUCAAGAAACUUGUACAAGAGACUCGACGUGGAAACUGCAGCAACUGUAAUACAAUUGCACUUGUGGGCACCAAGCAAUUGGUUCAGGAGCGAGUGGAAAUUACCUUCAACCAAUGAGGUUAUGCAAUGGCUUCUGUGCUUAACUACAAAAGUACUUUGUGAAGGACGAAAUUCCAUGUUGGAACCAGCAGAAGUAUUGGAAGAUGAGAACAUUCAAGAAGAUGGGCAACGAAAUUCUUAUAAUAGGUCACUUUCUACAAGAUCCUGCGGAAGACGUACUAUGCCAGAAUAUCAAUUAAUCGCCAGUUUCCUUGGUAGAGUAACGCUUGGUAACAUUAGAGCUGCUUUAAAGUGGAUGCAGCAGAACGUAUAACGUAUUUUUUCGCGAAAAAAAGAAGAAGAAUAAUAAGAAGAAAGUAUUUUAUCUCUUGCAUAUUGAGGAAUACAACCGUUCUGUGUUAUUUAUCCACAUGAAGUGAAGAUUAUUGGAAUAUUUUUGUAUAUCCGACUUUAUCGCAACUGUCGUUAACGCGUUUCUCAAUUAUUUUCCUUUAUAUUAAUUUAUUUUUGAUACUCUGAGAAGCACAAAAGAGUCAUCCUUGUGAUUGUACAGAUUUUUUUUUCGCCGUGUAAAUGACUAUGGCAUGUCAUUGAUCGAGAAGACAGUGAUUCUUUUGUGAUUCAUGUGCCUUGUAAUUAAUCGAUACAAGAAAGUAUUGUAAAACAUAUUUAUUUUCGGCACUUUUAUUCAUCUUAUUUAUCAAAACUCUAUGAAAUAACUUUACGUGCAUAGAAGGCAAUCUUUGUGUCAAAGAUGGCUUACUCUAAAAGCUAAUUGCGUGAUAUUACAAUUAUAUUCAGGUUUCAUAAAUCACGUUGCUUUCCAAGUUUGAAAGUUUCACGCGAAAAGAAAUCAAAUAUCAAGACAGAAAUAUUUUUUUUUAUAAACGAUUUUCAAUAAAUCAAUUUUCAUCACAAAAUAAUAGUCCAGAUAAACUUAAUUUUACAGAUAAUGGGUGCAAGAUUCAAUAUUGUAAAUUAUUGUUGAAGAAUAAAGUAUUUAGUAUUUCUAGACAUAUAA
This is a messenger RNA of Frieseomelitta varia, 2752 nucleotides long. RefSeq names its product serine/threonine-protein kinase Pink1, mitochondrial (gene Pink1). The transcript is spliced from 7 exons. The coding region runs from base 197 to 2044 and encodes 615 amino acids. Gene Ontology annotation, biological process: protein phosphorylation; regulation of apoptotic process; autophagy of mitochondrion. Gene Ontology annotation, cellular component: mitochondrion. Gene Ontology annotation, molecular function: ATP binding; protein serine/threonine kinase activity. NCBI's taxonomy places the organism in Eukaryota, Metazoa, Arthropoda, Insecta, Hymenoptera, Apidae. The record is from RefSeq and is a predicted model, not a curated record.